Molecule: messenger RNA, 1869 nt
Organism: Chelmon rostratus (copperband butterflyfish)
Lineage: Eukaryota; Metazoa; Chordata; Actinopteri; Chaetodontiformes; Chaetodontidae
Gene: slc24a2b
Product: solute carrier family 24 member 2
Exons: 9
Coding region: 1-1869 (622 amino acids)
Biological process (GO): intracellular calcium ion homeostasis; long-term synaptic depression; calcium ion transmembrane transport
Cellular component (GO): membrane
Molecular function (GO): calcium channel activity; calcium, potassium:sodium antiporter activity
Source: RefSeq, a predicted model, not a curated record
AUGCUACCCAUAAGGAGUCAAGACAUGAUGGUUUCCUCCAGCUCUACACCUCUUCUGGGCCCUCCCAGCAGCUGCUUCAGGCACCACUACCAGGGCGUCAAAAGAAAGCUGCGAUCCGGACGGAUUGCGGGCUUCAUCUUCAGCCUGGUGGCGGUCUGCACAUUCUGUUCAUGGAGUGCCUUGUCGCUGGUCUCAAUGGUGGCCAAAGAGCUUGAAUCGCCUGUCGAGGGCUCAGCAGAGGCAACAGUGCCCCAAAGAACUCUUCUGCAGCAUCACAACUUCUCAGCUGCGCCACGGAAAUCACCUGCACCCAUGCCAUCAUCUGAACUAGAGAUGAAUCACGGGGACUAUCCAACAGACUACUUCAGUGUGGAGGAGAGACGUCAGGGCUAUGUGGUGCUUCAUAUGUUUGGCAUGUUGUACAUGUUCAUAGCCUUAGCCAUCGUCUGCGAUGAGUUCUUUGUUCCUGCGCUCACUGUCAUCACAGAGAAGCUGGAGAUCUCUGAUGAUGUAGCAGGGGCCACCUUCAUGGCAGCAGGUGGCUCAGCCCCGGAGCUCUUUACGUCUGUCAUAGGAGUCUUCGUCUCCCACAGUAACGUGGGAAUCGGUACCAUUGUGGGCUCCGCCGUCUUCAACAUCCUGUUUGUGAUUGGGAUGUGUGCCCUGUUCUCCAAAGAGGUGCUGAACCUCACCUGGUGGCCUCUGUUCAGAGACGUCUCAUUCUAUAUCAUUGGCUUGCUCAUGCUAAUCUAUUUCUUUCUGGAUAAUCAAAUCACGUUGGGGGAAAGUAUCGGCCUGCUGAUGUGCUACACCUGCUACGUGACAUUUAUGAAGUUCAAUGCCAAAGUAGAACUUCUCAUCAAGAGCUUGCUGGGCAGCAACCAGGUGGACGAGCUGGAGACUGCACCAAAGGUAAAUGUACCUGGAGAUGAUGAGAACAAGCUGAUGGCCAAACCCAGACUGCAGAGGGAAGGCAGCUGUGCCUCUCUACACAAUUCACUGAUGAGAAACAGCAUCUUCCAGCUCAUGAUCCACACCCUGGACCCCCUCAGUGAUGAAGGACGUUUCAAAGAGAAGGCGUCAAUCCUCCACAAAAUGGCCAAGCAGAAGUGUAAAGAAGAGGCUGCCAAUGCCAACGGUGUAGCUGAUAAAAACAUCCCCAACAGUACAAAUGUUGCUGUGGAAGUCACACCACCCAUGAAUGGUGUUGCAGGAGGGGACGAGGGUGGUGAGGAGGAGGAGGAUGAAGACCAGCCUCUGAGCCUGGCCUGGCCUGACACCAUCAGGAAACAGAUCACCUACCUCCUCAUCCUGCCCAUCGUCCUCCCACUGUGGCUCACACUGCCCGACGUCAGGAGAGAGACCUCAACAAAGUUCUUCCCCAUCACUUUCAUUGGCGCCAUUUGUUGGAUUGCUUUCUUCUCCUACCUGAUGGUGUGGUGGGCUCACCAGGUUGGAGAAACUUUCUGGGUCACAGAGGAAAUCAUGGGUCUGACCAUAUUAGCAGCUGGCACUUCAAUCCCUGACCUGAUCACCAGCGUGAUUGUGGCACGAAAAGGCCUCGGUGACAUGGCCGUGUCCAGCUCCGUGGGGUCCAACAUCUUUGAUAUUACUGUGGGCCUGCCGUUCCCCUGGCUCCUCUAUAACAUCAUCAACGACUUCAAGCCCGUAGAGGUGAGCAGCAACGGCCUGUUCUGCGCCAUCGUCCUCCUCUUCCUCAUGCUGCUCUUCGUCAUCAUGUCCAUCGCCGCUUGCAAGUGGAGAAUGAGCAAGAUCCUGGGCUUUUUCAUGUUCGUGCUGUACUUCGUCUUUCUCGUCGUCAGCGUCAUGCUGGAGGACAAAAUCAUCGUCUGCCCCGUCACUGUUUGA